AAAUCACUCCCCAUCUCAGUCAAAACCUUCACAGUCUUCCUGCCAUGGCUGCCCUACAAAUCACGUUAACGCGUCUUCUCACUCCUUCACUCUCUCUCUCUCUCUCUCCUUCCUUCUUCCUCUCCGCACAGACUCAUUAUUUUGUCACUCUCUCUUAAAUGGUAACCUCUGAAAGAGAGGAAGAAAAGCAGGAUUCUCUUCUCUUUCAUGAUUUAGCAGCAGCCCUCUCAAUACCCAACUCCUUGCAAUAACUCUCUCUCUCUCUCUCUCUCUCUCUGUGAGAGGUCUUCUGCCACCGCCAAGCAUCACCAUUAGCCAUUUGCCCCUCUGCCCACAUCCCCAUUGUGGCAGUCCUGCCAUGAAUUUAAGGCACCGCCGUCCAUAAACCAGACAUACCCACAACCCCCCUUUCUCCACAUCCAGCGGCCAACAGAUGCAGCAGCACACGCUGGGUCUCACAACUGCUGGUAGUGGCGCCGCCGCCGGAGCCUCCCCUCUCGGCUUCACGCCGGAGGAAUGCGUCGACAUCAUCUCCCACCUCAUCCCCCUCAUCCUCCUGAGCAUCGUGUCGGUGAGGUCCUUCUCCGGCCGGUGGCAGACCAUCCGCUCCAAGCUGGAGCACCUCAAGGCCUGCGUCUCUUCGGUCGCGGAGUCCGCGCACUACGCGGAGAACGGCCUGCUGCGCGAGCUCCUCCCCAGGGUCCUGUCGACGCUGGAGCAGGCGAGGGAGCUCGUUCAGCAGUGCAGCGACAUGACCUUCUCCGGGAAGCUCCUGAUGCAGAGCAACCUUGACAUGCUCAUCUCCUCCCUGGGCCUUCACCUGCGCGACCUCGACGUCUUGCUGAAGAGCGGCGUGCUCGACCAGUCCAACGCCAUCGUCCUUUCCUGGCCCGGCCCCGCCUCCAGCCGCGACGACGUCGGCCUCUUCGUCAGGGACGUCUUCGCGAGGCUGCAGAUCGGCAGCGUCGACCACAAGAAGAAGGCCCUGUGCUCGCUGAUCAAGCUGCUGGAGGAAGAUCAGAAGAACGCGGCCGCCAUCGCCGCAGAGGGCGAUUUCGGCUUCUUGGUCCACCUGCUUGACUCCAAUCACCCGCCCGUCCGAGAGCAAGCAGCCGUCGCCGUCGCCGCCCUCGCCACAACGGAGGUCUGCAGGCAAAGCCUCUUCACGGAGGGGGUUCUCGGUCCCCUGAUCAGGCUCCUGGACUCCGGAACGCUGCUCGCGAAGGAAAGCGCGGCGUCCGCUAUCGAAUUGCUGACGGCCGAUGCGGACAACGCGUGGGCGGUAUCCGCCUACGGCGGCGCCACUGCGCUGCUCAACGCAUGCCAUUCCGGGUCGCCGGCGAUUCAGGCCCGGUGCGCGGCGGCGUUGAGGAACGUGGCCAUGGUGAGCGAGAUGCGGAAGAGCCUGGUGGAGGAAGGCGUGGUGCCGGAGCUGUUGGCUCUAUUGAGCCGGGGUACGGGCUCGGCGCAGGAGCACGCGGCCGAGUGCCUGAACGUGCUGGCUCUAUCCGAGGAGGCCGUACGGCGGGAAAUCGUCUCCGAGGGUGGUGUUCAGACCAUGCUCCGGCUGCUGGACGAGCCGGCCAGCGUGAAGGCCCAAGAGGCCGUCGUCAAGGCCAUGUUCAGUCUCUCCUGUUCCCCUUCCUCCGCCACGGCCCUGCGAUCGAGCCCCGCCUUCUUGCGGAAGCUCGCUGAGAUACUGAAAUCCGGGCAGUCGCCUGCCACGCUGACGCUGGCGGCCUCCGCCGUCUGCAACCUCUCCCUCUGCGAGGACAGCAAGCGGGCUCUCGGUGAGGCCGGUUGCAUCGCGUCUCUGGUGAAGCUUUUGGAGUCGAAGCCGAGCUCGGCGCAGGAGGUCGCCGCUCAGGCCCUGUCUUCUCUGCUCGUCGUGCCGGCAAACCGAAAGGAAUUCGUUAGGGACGACAAGACGCUGGCUCGGCUGAUCCAGCUUCUGGACCCCUCCAAUGACAGUGUGCCGAAGAAGUACCCGCUCUCGGCUCUGUUGGUCCUGUCGUCAAGCCGGAGCUGCCGGAAGAAGAUUGCCACCGCCGGCGCCUGCCCGUAUCUGCAGAAAUUGGCGGAUAUGGACGUUGCCGGAGCUAAGAAGAUCCUCCGCCGAUUAUCCGGAAGCCGUCUCAGAGACAUCUUCAAUUGGAGAGAAUAACUAACUUGCAGAGGAGGCAAUUGGAAGGUUCUAACUGUCAUGGAUGAAGGAGGAGGGAUAAUCAGAGCUCCACCAUAACAGGACAACCCCCAAAAAAAUCCAAAAAAAAAAAAAAACACAUAUACCUUGUUACAGAAAAGAGAAGGCAGAGGUAAUUGAAUAGAGAAUAAAAAUGGCUCUUUCGCUAAUAUAAUACAAAUAUUGUUGUUGUUACUUUAUUAUGGUCAUUUAAAAAAAGAAAUUGGCGAUGCAGAUUUUUUAGGAUUGUAUCCCACUUUUUUUCUCUUCUUUUUUUGGACUGUAGAUGUUUGAGUUGCAGAGGAAGAGGGAGAAGAGUGUGGUCAUCAUGUGUUUGUGAUCUUUUUCCUCUUUCUUCUGUCUUAACUUGUUCUAAUUGUAUAUUUCUCUAUUCGAUCUCCGCAUCCUGAGAAAGCCAUGAGUUUUUUUGUUUGGCUUGUGUUGUUUCUGUAUCGAAGGUCAGUUGGCGUUCAUUAAUGUAAGAAAUCUGAUUGCUUUUUUA
This is a messenger RNA of Nymphaea colorata (pocket water lily), 2684 nucleotides long. Its product is annotated as vacuolar protein 8-like. The record is from RefSeq and is a predicted model, not a curated record. Gene Ontology annotation, molecular function: protein binding. The transcript has 2 exons. Lineage: Eukaryota; Viridiplantae; Streptophyta; Magnoliopsida; Nymphaeales; Nymphaeaceae. Bases 434 to 2164 code for a protein of 576 amino acids.